AUGAAGGCAUCUCAUUGUUCCACGCGUGGCACAGCGGCACUCCGUGUCGAUGCGUCCAAGGGGUUUGGUAGCAGCAGCAACAGCAGCAGCGGUGAAUCAAAGAAGCAAAAGAAAGCGUUUCGCAGCAGCGGUGGUACUGGAGCAGGUGGCGCUCAGGCCAUAGAUGGCGCCGUGGCGCCCGGCAAGGCUGUGAAGCAAGUGCUGCGCGCGACGCAGGGGGCGCGGCCGGUCGACCCGCGCGAGGCGGCCCGCGGGCGGCUGGACGUGGCGACAGUCAAGGACUGGGGCUCAGGGGCGCCUGCAGAGCUGGGGGACCUGGCCGUGACGGCGCUGCGCACGCGCUUUGACGCGGCGGCGGACCGGCCGCUGUCGGUGCAGCUGGCGCUUCUGCUGGAGCAGCUCGAGGUGCUGUGA
This is a messenger RNA of Monoraphidium neglectum, 414 nucleotides long. RefSeq lists its product as hypothetical. The record is from RefSeq and is a predicted model, not a curated record. The transcript is spliced from 3 exons. Bases 1 to 414 code for a protein of 137 amino acids. Lineage: Eukaryota; Viridiplantae; Chlorophyta; Chlorophyceae; Sphaeropleales; Selenastraceae.